Messenger RNA from Hypoxylon trugodes, 1344 nucleotides. RefSeq names its product P-loop containing nucleoside triphosphate hydrolase protein. Bases 231 to 1085 code for a protein of 284 amino acids. The transcript is spliced from 2 exons. The record is from RefSeq and is a predicted model, not a curated record. Lineage: Eukaryota; Fungi; Ascomycota; Sordariomycetes; Xylariales; Hypoxylaceae.
CGUGCCCUCGCUGUGUCUUCGACUAUUACUAUUCAACCUCCUAAACUUGCACGUUCUUUGAGUAUCUCUCCUAUUAAUGGUACUAUAGGCUCUUUCUUUCUAAUUGUCUACAUUGUUGGCCAUUAAGUUUUCGUAACAAUCUACUAAGAUACCCCUGGAUUAUGAGCAUCUAUUCUAUCCUUUCACUAUUAUCAUAAUAUACCCAAAGGCAGGAGAUAUACAUCACUAAAAUGGCCUACGCUUCGAAAUACACCCCAAAACCGGCGACGGAUAUCUUUACAAGCGACACAGAUAUUGAUCGUCGACAAUGUACAAGGACGGUCCCAAUGAAAGUUCUCUUACUCGGAUGUGGACGAACAGGCACAACAUCUAUGAGAGCAGCUAUGAAACAACUCGGAUACGUCGACACAUACCAUAUGAUGAGCUGUUCCAUCGAAAACCCUCCUGACGCCUUACUAUGGAUGGACGCACUACGAGCUAAAUAUGACGGCGUUGGUCAGCCCUUCACCCGCAAGGACUGGGACAAGCUCCUCGGCAACUCCCAAGCUGUGUGCGAUUGGCCCGCCUGUGCAUUCGCCAAAGAACUCAUCGAAGCAUACCCUGAAGCCAAAGUUGUACUUACCGGCCGUGACGUUAACUCCUGGCAUGCAUCCACAAUGAAAACAGUAUACUGGCGAGUCACAGAUCCAGAACUUCGCACACUAUCGCACUUUAGCUGGGCCGCGAGCAUGUACUACCCGAUGCUAAAGAAGUUUUUCGACACCUUUUUCGAGGGCGACUUUCCGAAUCGGGGAAAAGAGGUGUUUCUUCGUCACUAUGGAGAAGUUAAGAGCAUGGUUCCUAAGGAUAGACUAUUGGAAUAUAGAGUUACGGAUGGCUGGGAACCGUUGUGCGAGUUCUUGGGCGAGUCGGUGCCCAAGGAUUGCCCGUUCCCUAAUGUCAAUGAUAAUAAAGAUUUUGUCACGCGGUCGAGACGGAGGAACAGAAACCAGAUGUUUAAUGUUGCGGCAAGAGGUUUGGAGUUUAUCUUGUUGAUUGCUCUGGCUGUGUAUCUGAUUUUCUAUGUCCAGUGGCGCUUGUUUUAAUUUGAUUUUGGGGGAGUUGGGCGGUUUACUUUACAUAGGGGCACUAUUUCAUCGAUGUAGUUUAUUUGUAUAUAUAACUUCUAAAAUAGUCAUACCAAUAGGUUAGAUUUGGAAAAGAUUUCAGUAUAAUCAUAGUGUUGUGUUCCUCUUCCAGAUUUCGUGAUCUCUACUCCUUAAUUUUCAAAGGACUUGACUAAAAAAGGGCCUAUUUUCUUCGAUCAACACCCAGCAUUCAUUUAGAAGCAAAUCAAAAUUGUAA